CGCGCGGCCCCGCGGGCGGCCCGGAGCGGCGGCGGCCAUGGCGGCGGCGCGCUUCGACUCGGCGGACCGCUCGGCCUGGUACGUGGGCCCGGUGUCGCGGCAGGAGGCGCAGAGCCGGCUGCAGGGCCAGCGGCACGGCGUCUUCCUGGUGCGCGACUCGUCCACUUGCCCCGGCGACUACGUGCUGUCGGUGUCGGAGAACUCGCGCGUGUCCCACUACAUCAUCAACUCGCUGCCCAACCGGCGCUUCAAGAUCGGGGACCAGGAGUUCGAGCACCUGCCGGCGCUGCUCGAGUUCUACAAGAUCCACUACCUGGACACGACCACGCUGCUCGAGCCCGCGCCCAGGUAUCCAAGCCCACCUAUGGGUUCAGCCUCAGCACCCAACCUGCCUCCCACAGAAGAAAAUGUGGAAUACGUGCGGACUCUCUAUGAAUUUUCUGGGAAUGACCCCGAAGAUCUGGCCUUUAAGAAGGGUGAGAUCUUGGCCAUCGUUGAGAAGCCUGAGGAGCAGUGGUGGAGCGCACGUAACAAGGAUGGCCAGGUUGGGAUGAUUCCUGUGCCUUAUGUAGAAAAGCUGGUGAGAUCUUCCCCUCACGGGAAGCACGGAAACCGGAAUUCCAACAGCUAUGGGAUCCCCGAACCUGCUCACGCCUAUGCCCAGCCUCAGACAGCAAAUCCUCUCCCUGCCGUCUCCAGUCCUCCAGGGGCAGUGAUGAGCCCCCUGCCCUCCACCCAGAAUGGACCUGUCUUUGCAAAAGCAAUUCAGAAGAGAGUCCCGUGCGCUUAUGACAAGACCGCCUUGGCCUUGGAGGUGGGUGACAUCGUAAAAGUGACAAGAAUGAACAUCAAUGGCCAGUGGGAAGGAGAAGUCAAUGGCCGCAAAGGGCUCUUCCCUUUCACACACGUCAAGAUCAUUGACCCUCAAAAUCCAGAUGAAAAUGAGUGAUUUCUGUUACCCACCGUCUGCUGCUGCUGCUACUGCUUCAUGUUCUGGCUCUCAUUAGUAGCAUCCUCUGAAAUGGGGUUCCAUUUUCUCUCAUAGGCAAGCUUGGGAGCCUGGCCCAGCUCUCCAGCUUGCUGCCAUUUGGUGGUCUUUUCUGCACAUCUGGAAUGCACACAGCUGGCAGCCUUCAGGCAUUUGUAUUGUUGCUGGAUUGUCUCAGACUUAGCCAAUUGUAGAACCUUUUUGGAUCUUAAGCUGGUAAGCCCGAGUGGAAGCCCACAAGUAAAAGGACAUUGAAGAAGAAAGGGUCUGUUUUGCCCCCACUUUGAUGCUCUCUUGGACUCAUCCCAUGAAAUUCAGUUGGAGAAAGAAAGCAUUUGGCAAUUAAACUUGAACUUGGUGCGUAGCUCAUCCUCAGAGUGAUUCUUGGUGUGCCAUCUUCGUCAUCUUUUUGAGGGGAAAUCAUGAACUCAAGGAAGAGGAGAGAAUUCUUUCUGGUCACAGUAAAAGCUGAAUUGGGACUUGGGGGAAGAAUCAUUGUAAUGUGUAUUUUGAACAUUCAUAAAUGACAAGUUUUCUCGAUACGAGGGAUUUUGCCUGCCUCUGAGCUUCUGAAGUGAACUUUCUUUGACUUAAGGAGAAAACUACAUUGAAGCCAAGACCUGUCUUUAUAUCAUGUCUUCAUUGUUGUAAAUGGUAACCUGUUUUGCCACGUGCUAAACAAAAACAAAAAAAACAUCCUAUUUAAUUCCAUCUUUCCAAGAGCUAAAAACUGUAGAAAACAAACUUCAAGGAAGAAUCCUACCUUUUACUUUUUCCCCAGUGAAACCAUCCUGAAAUCUACACACGCACACACAUACACAGAGCCGUUUCAUUUUAUUUUUUUGGUCUGCUUUCAAUGAAUGCCCACUCUAAAGGUGAACCAGCAAAAACUUUCCUAAGGGAGAUUGUUCUGAAAACCUAGGCAUUGAAUCCACCUCCACAGAAAGCGAGUGGUUUAUGUCCUUGCCCUUUGAAGAGGCUGGAGAGAGCAGUCAGGCUUCAGGCUGUAUGGAGGCUGCAUUAUCACCAGCUAGAGAAACCCAGGGCUCGGGCUCCCUCUUGGGCAGGCUUGAGCAGCCCAGGAAAGGCAGGGCACUAGUUGGCCAGACCCACUGGCAGAGCUUUGUUAUGCAGGAUGAUCUUGUUAUAGUAAAAUAAAAACCCCUUGAUUACAUGUGGCAAUAGGAAAAGGUCUUCAGACUUGGUCUCUUGCAAAUAGGAGGCUUGGGAAAUUUUAACACACUUAAAGAAAUUCAAACUUUUAAUAUUGUUAUCUGCCAGAUACUAGUAAAGGGCAAGGCAAAAGUUCAAACAGAAAAUUAGCACUGACUACAAACCUAGAAAGAGCCCCUUAAUUAGUGCAUUUGGUCUGCCCUUCCUACAGACUUUUUUUUAGCCUUUAUAUUUUUACAACUUAGAAUGUGUUCUGUGUUUUUGAGCCAAAGCUCAUAGACUCAUAGAAUGUUAGAACUGGAAGAGAUGCAGCAUAGAGUCCUCAGAUACAACAAAACAAGGUCAGUUUUAUAGAUGAGGAAACAGGUCCAGAAGGGAGACUUGAAGGGAUUUGCUCACGGGCCCACCAGGCUGGGCCUCCCUUUGUACCACACUGUACCACACCGCAUGCCUCUCUGAGCGAUUCCCUGUGCUUUCCAUAGGACGAGAAGACGAGGCUGCCAAGCAGCCGGGUAGAGCACGAGAUGGAUGUGGGCCUGGGUGUUCCAUAGGCUGUGUCUGCAACGACCUACUUCAGCCAACAUUUCCACAACUACUUGAACCUAUUUAUCAGUCUGUCCUACUGAAAAUAUGCUCUUUGGUUACACUCAUUCUACCAUUAAUAUUAAUAUUCCACCAAAAGCCAAGGUCCAGCAUGGUGUUCUCAUGGAAUGGCCACAGGAUCAGCCUUUAAUCUACUCAUUCCUUUUGUGCAUUCACUGCUAGACUUGGCCUUGGUCAUACCUUCCAAAGAGAGGUCUCCUUACUGAUCCUGUUAGUCUGAAUGUGGUCAAGCCUGCCUGGUUUCUGAGAGACCAAAACUCCUCUAUGGGCCACAUUUAACUCCGUUUAGCAUCGAGACAGUUGGUCCUCUUGAGAAGUCAGAGGGCAUGCUUGCAUGCUGUGUAUUGAGAUGAGUUUUCCUUUGACCUGCUCUUCCUAGGACUCAUUUUCUUUUCCUAUAUGAGUUGAUGUAUGUAGGUCACUGUGGAAUAGAUCAAAACAUGUAGGAAAGCAAGGGGAUUCCCCCUGUAUUCUUUACACUAAAAUGUGUGGAUUCCCAGAAGGGGGCCACACGUUUCUAGUGCUGCUGAGAAUGUCCCAGAGCCCAGAGAGGAUAAUCCAGUAUCAGUGAAGAGAAGGCUUUGCAAAGUCACUUUUCUCUCCCUCUUGUAGAAUCCUAGAGGCAAGGACCCUUACAGCUGGAAUGAACUUGGGAGAUCAUUCUCCAUUCUGGAGAAGCAAGGCUGUUGAGUGGAAAGAGCUUUGGAUUUGGAGCCAAGUCUUGGGUCUGAGUCUUACCUCUACUACUCUUUGGCUUGGUGACUUGAGGCAAGUCCCCUCCCCUUUCUGGGCCUUGAUUUCCUCACCUGUAAAAUGAGAUUAGACUGUGGAUAACCUCUUAGUGUCCCUUCUAACUCCUAAACAGCCUAUGAGCCUAAAUUGCCACCGCAUUAUACAGAAGGGAGCUGGGUCCCAGGAGGUGUGUGAGAGAAGAUCAGAAGAUCAGACCUCAUGAGUCUCCCAUGGUCUGGCCCGCUUCCCAGCUCGCAGGCUAGGCUUCCCGAUGGCUGAUGGCCCUGACGAUCAUCUGGGGUCCCAUCUGCUGUGAAGUCUGUUCUCUGCCCUGGGAGGAUUGCAUGUGCUCCGUGGGCAAGCAUUUCCCUUUGAGCUGCUUGGUGUGCUGCUUGCUUCCCUUCCUGCUUUGUCUGUCACCCCAAGCUCUGGAUUUUCCUUGAGCCAUCACUGUGGUUUAUUUAUCCUUUGGUUCUGUCAAGACUUGAUGGUCAUGAGGCUGUUUAAUUCAAUGCACUGUUAAAGGGCUCGUGCUCCACCUCUCAUUUUUCUGUCACUUGUGGAUUGUGAAGGUAGUCCCUGGGGUUUCCAGCCUCAGCAGACUCCCUGGUCCAAGGAGUUGAGGAGGGUGGUGUCUUCUGACUUGGGUAAUUAGCCCCACGUGCUGGUCUUCGUGCUUCUGGCUUGGUCCGAAGGGGGACUUCUCUCCAUGCAUGGCUGCUUGGGUCCAUGCUCAGUCAUGUACACACUGGUUGGGCACCUGCUAAAGACAGUGAGAGCGUGGGAGGAACACAGAAAUGGUGGAUCCUGAGGCCGCCGACGUGAUGCUUCCUGGCUGCAUCUUGGGAAGGAGACAGCUGUUGACUUUGGUUUUAACACAGUAUUCCUGGCUAACGCUUCCCGUCAAUGAUGUGGGGAGAGCUGCCUGAAGUCCCCCCAGGAGCCCAGGGGAAGGGUGUUCUGUGGUGCUGAUUUCAGGCCCCCCACCCACCCACCUCCCCACUUCUGCCAGAACAUAGGAGGUCCCCGUGCACGAGGGAGGGCAGCCUGGCUUCCGAGACAGACAUCACUGUGCGUUCUCCAGCCCCCAGCAGGACAGAUGAUGACUCUUUCAACCUGUAACUUAAAAAUCAUGAACUUCAGGCAAUAAUAUUUUCUGUGUAAGCUUUUAAAAUUAUUUUUGGGGGAUCAUAGCUUGUUUUAUUUUGUGCUAUAAAAUUAACAGUAUUAAAUGACUUCUAUUCUUAGAAUACAUCGAGUGUCUUUUCUUAACAGAUUAGUGCCUUUUUAUUUUCCUACUCCAUUGAUUCCAUAGUACUGGGCCUGACAUCAAAGCCAGUGUUUUCGGUGGCCUGUUUGUACACUGUCUGAAUAAAUCUUGCAUCAA
Messenger RNA from Trichosurus vulpecula (common brushtail), 4883 nucleotides. It is a transcript of the gene CRKL, whose product is annotated as CRK like proto-oncogene, adaptor protein. The record is from RefSeq and is a predicted model, not a curated record. Gene Ontology annotation, biological process: positive regulation of ERK1 and ERK2 cascade. Gene Ontology annotation, molecular function: protein binding. Bases 38 to 949 code for a protein of 303 amino acids. The transcript is spliced from 3 exons. Lineage: Eukaryota; Metazoa; Chordata; Mammalia; Diprotodontia; Phalangeridae.